Sphaeramia orbicularis (orbiculate cardinalfish) is the source of this 1856-nucleotide messenger RNA. Its product is annotated as transmembrane protein 60-like. The transcript has 3 exons. The coding region runs from base 231 to 632 and encodes 133 amino acids. The record is from RefSeq and is a predicted model, not a curated record. Lineage: Eukaryota; Metazoa; Chordata; Actinopteri; Kurtiformes; Apogonidae.
CUUCGAGUAUGGGGCGGAACAAAUAGCGGAGCAGCAAAGACUUCUCCGUCUGUCCCAUUUAACGGACACAGACAGCGGUAAUUGUGUGAAAUAUGAUCACAAUAUUUAUCAGUAGCAGAGUGAGACAUUCGGUGGACGAACAUGCCGGACACUGGGUCUAAAAUACACUAAUGUAAGCAGAUCUUCAUCUACUGCUUUUUUGCUCCCCUGAUCUGUCACCAGUCACAGAGAUGUCCCUGGCUCAGAGGGUCUUGCUGACCUGGGUCUUUACCCUGAUUUUCCUUAUCAUGCUAGUACUCAAACUGGACGGGAAGGUGCAGUGGAACUGGUUUCUCAUCUUCCUCCCAGUUUGGGUCUUUGAUGGUAUCCUCAUCCUAAUGCUUGCCAUUAAGAUGGCAGGUCGCUGCAAGCCCGGGUACGACCCACGCAACGGCUCCCCAGACCUGCGUCUACGUGCCUGGUACCUGACGGCAAUGCUGCUCAAGCUGGGCUUCUGCCUAACACUGUGUGCCAAGCUGGAAAAACUAGCAGAUGUGAAGCUGACGUUUGUGUGCAUACCACUGUGGACCAUGUUACUGGGAGCACUGGUGGAGCUGGGGCUGAAUAUCUUUCCCGAAAGGAGAGAAGCCUGAAGGGGAUCUGUGCAUCAUAGAACUAUUGUAAACUUUGAGGUGUUUGUGUGAUAAUGACAGCUUGAACAUGUUUCCAGAGAGAACUGAAUUGUAACUAAGAAUGAACUCAUCAUGUCAUACAACGGUAUUCUGUUCAAGAACAAGACACCCAGAAUAAAAACACAAUCGUGUGUUCAGACGUCAGUCAACUUUGCUGGAAUGGACAAGAGCAGAGCUGGGACUUUGCUCUCUUUGUUGUAGUAGAGCUGCUAAACUUAUCACUCAAUCACCUAAAAUCACAAUGGCUCAACAGACCCUCACUACUCUAUUUUCAGCCCUGUAAAAAUGUCAGAAGGGAAUCACCUAUUUGACUACUGUGAAAUGUACACUGGAAUGAAAAUGACUACCCUCUCCCACUCAUGUAUAGAACGUGACACAAGAUGGUAUUUGCUGGAUAUUCUUUUCCUUAACAUACGCUGUAAAUCAUAGUCAUUGUCACUUUGUAAAGUACGUUUGUGGCUCUACAUCAAGAAUUGCACAUUUUGUAUUUAUACUUUUCAUUCCUGACACAUGGAGGUUAGUUCACUAGCUAACUUUUAUUUUUACAAUUUAUGAAUUAACUUCCAGGAGGGCUUGUUUGUUUGUCAGCAAACAUACAUAAUUCAUUAUCUAGCAGAAGUUGAAGAAGAAACUGAUCAUGACAUUAAGAGGUCUUACAGCAGCCUGUGAUUUUAUUUUUCUAUAUCUACUCUGCAUCAAAUGAAGUCUGUUUUGUAUCAUGUAACUUCUUACCUGUCAUGAGAAAAUGCUCAAACUUUCCUGACCUAUUGAUAUAAAAAUGAUCCAGUUUUUCUAUGAAUCAGGAUGAGGCAGUUACAGCUCAUCUGAAUACUUUAUACCAGCAGAUUGUAGUGUUCUUAAAUAUUUAACACACUAAAUCAUUCUGCGGAGACUGUGAAGGAUCGACAUUUGUUUCGUGCCAUUUGAUUGCCCUUUAGUGUCUGAAAUACAUUCUUUAUUUUGCACAAUGUUGCAGUGUUUUGUGAAUGAAAGUAUAUAGUAUUUAUUGCAUGUCAUGUAAAAAAUAAACUGAUUCUGCACUGAACAUAGUAUUUAUGUCAAAUGGCCGUGAUAUUAAAUAUAGUAGUUAGUAAUAAAAUUUCAGUUCACACGAACAUAUUUCUGUCAUUCCAAGGAUCCUACUUUAAACUGUGUGAAAUAAAGCUGGGAUGUGACCUGAAAUGA